Cyphellophora attinorum is the source of this 630-nucleotide messenger RNA. RefSeq lists its product as uncharacterized. The transcript has a single exon. The record is from RefSeq and is a predicted model, not a curated record. The coding region runs from base 1 to 630 and encodes 209 amino acids. Lineage: Eukaryota; Fungi; Ascomycota; Eurotiomycetes; Chaetothyriales; Cyphellophoraceae.
AUGACCGCGCCAGAUCGUGCCUCGAAGCGCGUCAAGGUCGAAGUCGAUCCGCAUUCUGGGCUUCAAUCUGGGAUUCCUGCGCAGCCAAAGUUCGUUGUUGGCGACAAGGUCUACAAGGUCUACAAGUCAACUGUCUCACAGGCAGUUAGGAUAACUCUGUUCGAAAUCACGGACAGAGCUUACAGUGGUACAGAUGGAUGGUCUUAUCGGAUCAAGAACGAUGACUUCUUGGGCGAAGGCUGCGUACUAUGGGUUACCGAGAGCCACCUCUACACUGUCAAGUAUUCUCUAGGAAAGACGUUUCAGUUCCGCGUUGAAGGCACCGCGGACACCACAUACACUACAGGCGCAGUCACAGGCUGGAGUCUUGUGGACGGCAAGGUGGUGUACGACAUCAAGAUCCCGGGCACGGUCGAACGCCACGACAAAUUAUCACUCGAUGUGAAGCUCGAUGGUCUCGAGGUCAAGGCACAGUCCUGCGAGGGCAAGUUCGCGCCGGCUGAUCGUUACGACGCACAGCUCAUGUCGUCUACUUAUCAUCGAAACAAGGUUGUGCUGGUGACGCAUUGCACACUCGGGACAGUCCAAGUUCCUGCAGAUAAGGUGGAUCGUAUUGCAAUGGGUUACUAA